ACUUUCGGAAUCACAAAAAAGAAAAAAAAUAUACUUUCGGAUUUUGAGUUUUGACAAAAAAAGAGUGAGAAGUCAAAAAUGUUCUGUUUUAUUUGUGAAAAUUAUAAUAAAUUUUCAAGAUUUCUAUUGAAAAAAUAAUCAAAAAAUUGUUAAAGAAUUAUUACAUUUAAUUAGCAUAGUCUAUUAUUUAAUCGAAUAUAAGAAAUCAAAUAAAAGUGCAUAAAAUCUUUACUUUUUAAUCAAAUAUAUGUGCUUCUAAAAAAAAAAAGAAAAAAAAAUUUUUACACUACAAUUCAAAAAGUUGGAGGAUAAUAUAUAAUUACAUAUAUAUACAGUAUAUAUAUCUAUAUAUAAAUUUUUUUUUUGCAAAGAAAAAAGUAAAAAAUUUUGAAGAAAAGCGAAAAAAGAAUAAAAAAAAAUAUCUACCGUCAAGUAGUAAUUCAAUUCAAUCUUUUUAUGUUUGCAUUUAUGAGAGCCGCUGAUUCAAUUUUGCCGUGUGCGAACAGUUAAUUUGACAUGGCCGGUAAUGGCGAAACGUCCUGGUGCUUCUCACAAAUUAAGGGGGCUUUAGAUGAUGAUGUGACUGAUGCUGAUAUCAUAUCUUGUGUAGAGUAUAAUCACGAUGGUGAACUGUUAGCAACUGGAGAUAAAGGUGGACGAGUUGUCAUUUUCCAGAGAGAUCCAGCUUCAAAAACAGCAAUUCCAAAACGUGGAGAAUACAAUGUUUAUUCAACAUUUCAAUCGCAUGAACCGGAGUUCGAUUAUUUAAAAUCAUUAGAAAUAGAAGAAAAAAUCAAUAAAAUAAGAUGGCUUAGGCGGAAAAAUCCGGCGCACUUUUUAUUAUCAACUAACGAUAAAACUAUAAAAUUAUGGAAAGUUUCUGAACGUGAUAAGGCUUUUGAAGGCUAUAAUACAAAAGAAGAAAACGGUUUAAUUAAAGACCCAAAUAAUAUAACAUCUUUAAGAGUUCCUUCAAUUAAGCAAAUUGCGUUAAUGGUUGAAGCUUCACCUAGGCGUAUAUUUGCUAAUGCGCAUACUUAUCAUAUUAAUUCAAUAUCAGUUAAUUCAGAUCUUGAAACAUAUUUGUCCGCCGAUGAUUUGCGCAUUAAUUUAUGGAAUUUAGAGAUAACCGAUCAAUGCUUUAAUAUUGUUGAUAUAAAACCAACAAAUAUGGAAGAAUUAACUGAAGUAAUAACAGCAGCUGAAUUUCAUCCAAAUGAUUGCAAUAUUUUUGUAUAUUCAAGUAGUAAGGGCACAAUACGUUUAUGUGAUAUGAGAUCAUCGGCGUUAUGUGAUCGUCAUGCUAAACAAUUUGAAGAACCAGAAAAUCCAACAAAUCGUAGUUUUUUCAGUGAAAUAAUUAGUUCGAUUAGUGAUGUCAAAUUAAGUAAUUCUGGUCGUUAUAUGAUCUCUAGAGAUUAUUUAAGCAUUAAAGUAUGGGAUUUGCAUAUGGAAACUAAACCAAUUGAAACGUACCCGGUUCAUGAGUAUUUAAGAGCAAAACUAUGUUCGUUAUAUGAAAAUGAUUGUAUUUUUGAUAAAUUUGAAUGCUGUUGGAAUGGUAAUGAUACUUCAAUAAUGACUGGCAGUUAUAAUAAUUUCUUUAGAGUUUUUGAUCGUAAUACUAAAAAAGAUGUAACAUUAGAAGCGUCAAGGGAUAUUAUUAAACCGAAAACAAUAUUAAAACCUCGUAAAGUUUGUACUGGUGGAAAACGUAAAAAAGAUGAGAUCAGUGUUGAUUGUUUGGACUUUAAUAAAAAAAUAUUGCAUACGGCCUGGCAUCCUUUAGAAAAUAUUAUUGCUGUUGCAGCUACAAAUAAUUUAUUCAUAUUUCAAGAUAAGUUUUAGCUAACAGUUGUUUUUAAUAAAAAUAAAAUUAAUAAUAAAAAAAAAGAUGAUAAUAAAAAUAAUCAAACCUUAAUAAAUAAUAUAAAAAUAAAUAAAAAUUUAAUAAAACUUUUACAAAAAUUUAAAAAAUUCCUUAAAAAAACAAAAAAUAAAACAAAACACAAAAAACGAGAAAUAUAAUUUUAUUAUAGUUUUUUACUAUCCUUUUUUUUUUUUUUGGUUUAUUUAAGCUUAAAAUUUUUUUUUUACAAAAACAAAAAAGAUAAUUUAAUCGAAAUUUAUUUUACAUUUUUCAAUUAAUUAUUUUCAAGAUAAAAAAGAAUUAUAAAUUGUUAAUAAGCAAAACGAAAUUUCAUAUAUAAAUAGUUAUCACUAACAUUAAAAAAAGGGAAUAGAUUUUAUGCUUCAUUCAUACAAAAACAGAAUCAAUGAAAAUUUAAUAAAUAGAAAAUUUCAUAAACCAAAAAAAAACUAAUAACAAUAAUAAGAAACAAUAUAAUAAGAUGAUUUGAAAAGGAAAUAAAAAAUGAUUAUUUAGAAUAUUUUAGAGCCUGAUUUUUUUUUUCAUAUGAAAAGCAUUGUAAUAAAAAUAACUUAUAAAAAUAAAAUCUAUAAAAUACAACAAAAAAAAAUAAUUCUACUAUUAUUUUUACAUGUAAAAAUUUGCAUUUUGUUUCAGUACUUUUUCUUCAAACGGUUUUAUCCUGCCGCUGCCCUAAAAAAUUAAAAAAUAUAAAUUUUUUUUUUGUUUUGUAAAAUCAUAUUUUCAAAAUGAUAUUUUAAAUUUAUAAAACCUUUCAAUUUAUAGUUUAUUAUAAAUUCAAUAUUAAAUUUUUAUUAUUUGUUUUAAAAACAAACAUAAGAAUUAUAUACCUACAUAAAUAAUAUAGUUUAUACAUUUGAUUUUAUAAUAAGAGCAAAAAAAAAAUAAAAUAAAAAUUAUGUAACAACAAGAAAAAAACAAGUUUAAUACUUAAAAUUAUGUUUGAUUUAAAGGAGGAAUUAAGUUAAUAUUAAUUUUUUAAAUAGAUAAAUAGGUAAAAAUUAUACGUAUAAUAUAGCGUGUACACAUAUAUACAUAUAUAUAUGUAUAUAUAUAUAUAUAAUUAUACGUGCAUAAAUAUAUUUAAACAUGCAUGCAUAUUAAUUAUAUGUUAUGCAAGAAUAUUAAACAUUUAAACAAAAAACGAACAAGGACUUUGUUUUGUUAUUUUCUAUUUUAUACACAAAAAAAAAAAUGAAUGUACUUGUUUCAAAUCAAUUUUCAUCAUAUUAAAAAUAAUAAUAAAAAAGCAUUAAAUGAAAAUUUUCCAAAAAUGUUAAUCAAAUUAAUUUUUAUUUUCAAUAGAAUUAAUUUUUAUUUUCAAUAGAAUUAGUUUUUAGUUAGCAUAUUGAGUUAGUUUAUUGAUUUGUUGAUUUUUCUACGAGAAUUUAAGUUAUAAAAAAAAUAACUUUAAAUUUGCUUUUGUUUUCAACCUACACACAGUCUGGUCAACAAAAUCAUUUAAGUAAAAGAUAAAUAUUUUUUUUUAUGGAUUUAAUAUUUUGACAAAAAUUUUAAAAACAAUAUUUGAAUAAUUAUACUAAUCUAUUGAAGUUAAUUGUUUUUUGUAUGUAAGAUUUAAAACAGCAAAUUAAAUGAAUUAAAAAUUAAGCAUAUUUUUCGUUUGUGUUUUUAAUUUUUUCGAUAUAAAUGUAAAAUAAUCUUUCGAAAUCAUGUAAAUACAUACAAUCAGUUAAAAAAUGUAGAGUAGUUUUACACCUUUAUUUACCAGACUUGCAAUCAGUUUUUAUACUUAAAGAUUUUGCUAAUCUGGCAAUUAACCCGAUUUUAAUUAAAUUUUUUUUAAGUGGCUACAUCAAAUCAAUUUCAUUUUUUUUUUCUUUAAUAUUUUUUUUUUAAUUUUUGCAUUUGCUUUAUACACAGAAAUUUUUAUAAAAUACUUUUAUUUUUUAAUAAAACUUAAGAUGUAAUGUUAAAUUCUAAUUUAAGUGCAAAAAAAGAAAUCUUCAUAAUAGAAUUUUAUACUUGAAAGAGCAUCACGAUGAGAAGAUAGUAUUAAAAUAAAAUCAACAAAUACAUUAGGAGGGCAAAUUAAAUAUAAAAUAAAACAGUUAAAAUUAACUUAAUUAUUUUUAUAAUAAUUUUUUUUUUUUUUGUUUUUAAAAAUGUUAUCUAUUUUCAUUUAGACUUUUAACAUUCCAGUUUGUUACAAUUUUGUAUUUUUUUCUUUUUCUAUACAUGCAUACAAGAAAAAAUGGAUCAUAACAACAAUAUUGUAAAUAAUUGUAAAUUUGUAUAAGAAACAUUGUUAUGAGAAAAGUAUAGAUUAUUUUAUUUUGAUUAAAAACUCUCCCAUGAUUGUAAAAUCCAAAAUUUUACAUACAAUCAGGAAAUUACAUCCAUACAUAUGAGUAUCAAAGAAUAGAUUCAUUAAAAAAAAAAAAAAAAAUUUUUUAUCUUCAUUUAAAUGAGUCUUCCUCCUUCAUUACACCAUGAAAUUUAUUAUAUUUAAAAUAUAAACUUUAAGAUCUUGUAUUAUUGUAAGAGAACUAAUUAUUUUAAGUACAGAAUUUUCUACUCAAAAUGUGUUUUUUUUUUUUUUAAUUGAAAACUUCAUUUUUACAUUAUAUUAAAAAAUAUAUUAAUGAUCCAAAAUUUUUAUUUUUUAAUUAAUCGAAAAAAAUUAGAUAAAAAUAUUAAAAUUGAAAACUUUUUUAUAAACUUGGUAUUAAGAACAUUAUUAAAUGUUUAUUAUUUUUUUAAAUUCAAAGUUCUUCCAAGUUUUUAAUUUAGGAAAUGUUAUGAUCCAAUAUAUUAUGGCUUAAUCUUCAAAAUUAUUUUGUUUCAUAGUACACACACAAUAAGGUAACUUUAAUAAUAUGAACAACAUAAAAAACAUUUUUGGGAAUUUUUCCAUGUUCAUUUCAUGGACAAUUUUUUUUUUUAUAGGAAUAUUGCAAAUUGGCUAAUUUAAAAACGAAAUAAAAAAAUUUUUAUUAGAUAAUAAAUAAAGGGGAAAAAAAAAAGAAGAAAGAACGAAUAAAAAUAUAAUUAUAAUUUUGCUUAAAAAACAAAAUUUAAUAUUUUUCUAAUAAAAUUCUAUUUUAGUUUCUCAUUUUUAGUUUACAGUGUUAAGUAAUAUACAAAUUUAUAGUUUAUGAAUCGAAUAAAAAUUUAUAAAAAAAAAAAAAAACAAAUACAAAAAAUAAAAAAAAUUAAUAAAAAUUGAUAUAAAAAUUUUUGCCAUAUUUAUAAAAUUGAAAAAAAAAAAUUAAACACAUAUUUUUAUGAUGAUUUAUUUAAUUUGGAAGUUGUUUUAGAAGAAAAAUUUGAACAUAAAGAAAUAAUAUACAUACUGGCUUAAUAAAAAAAAAACAA
Condylostylus longicornis is the source of this 5230-nucleotide messenger RNA. It is a transcript of the gene tws, whose product is annotated as protein phosphatase PP2A 55 kDa regulatory subunit. Lineage: Eukaryota; Metazoa; Arthropoda; Insecta; Diptera; Dolichopodidae. Gene Ontology annotation, molecular function: protein phosphatase regulator activity; protein binding. The coding region runs from base 517 to 1848 and encodes 443 amino acids. Gene Ontology annotation, biological process: peptidyl-serine dephosphorylation. The record is from RefSeq and is a predicted model, not a curated record. Gene Ontology annotation, cellular component: cytosol; protein phosphatase type 2A complex. The transcript is spliced from 4 exons.